Messenger RNA from Drosophila serrata, 636 nucleotides. RefSeq lists its product as uncharacterized. NCBI's taxonomy places the organism in Eukaryota, Metazoa, Arthropoda, Insecta, Diptera, Drosophilidae. The record is from RefSeq and is a predicted model, not a curated record.
AUGGACCGGAAGUUCAGAAACCUGAAGCGGACGUUCUUUAGCAUCCGUAAUAAGCAUCUAGACAGCGGGAGACAGUACCAAAUCCAGUGGCAGUUCUACAACCAAAUGUCUGGGAUCUUCAAGAACGAGUCUCCGCCUGGCACCCAGGUGGUCUUGAGCUUCGAUGAUACCUACCACUCAAACCGAAUGGCCUCUUUACUUCUCGAUAACUACGACAAAGCAGAUUCGAAGCCGAAUUCUGUGGACGACGCCAGGCAGCAGCCAAAGGUGAAAAGGAACAUCAAUUUGCGUGGGGAACCACCGGAAGUCGAUCGCAUUGAGGUGUACAAUGCCUCUGAGUUUAAGAACAGCAUCGUAGAUACCAGAGAUGAGCUGUUCAUUGGCACCACCGGGAAGACGUUGAAGCAUUUGAGGGCCAUCCAGGAGUACGCCAUGAUCCAGGAAAAUUUUCGGGCCAUUAUCAUUUCAUUAAACACAAUUUUGAGUGAUUUUCACACAGAGCCCAGAGCCCAGAGCCUGGGUGCCGAAAGUUUUCCCUUCCGGGGACGGCGCACAGUGGGCCCCGGCAGAGUGGAGAGCGAGCGAAAUGCGGUCCCCGUUGGGCACUACGGGGAUUUGCACGGGAAUCCCCUUUAA